CCCCACGCCGCUGGCCCUUCGGCGCGUGCGCAGUGAGCGCCCGCAGCUGCGAGGAGCGGAGAGGCAGGUCAACCUGCGGAGCGGGCAGGUGGCGGCGGGUGCGGCCGGAACCGGAGCUGCCGGGAGUCGGCGCCCUGCAGGACAUGACACAAGUGGCACAUCCCGGCCAUGGGGUCCCAGCAUUCCACCUCCGCUCGCCCCUCUUACUGCAAGCGAAAGAAAGAGAACAGGGAGGAUUUGCUGGCAGAAAGGGAGCAAGAAGAAGCCAUUGCUCAGUUCCCAUAUGUGGAGUUCACCGGUCGAGAUAGCAUCACCUGUCUCACGUGCCAGGGGACAGGCUACAUUCCAACAGAACAAGUAAAUGAGUUGGUGGCUUUGAUCCCACACAGUGAUCAGAGGUUGCGCCCUCAGAGAACUAAGCAGUACGUCCUCCUGUCUGUCCUGCUCUGUCUCCUGGCAUCUGGUUUGGUGGUUUUCUUCCUGUUUCCACAUUCAGUCCUUGUGGAUGAUGACGGGAUCAAAGUGGUGAAAGUCACAUUUAAUAAGCAGGACUCCCUUGUCAUCCUUGCCAUCACGGCUACCCUGAAAAUCAGGAACUCCAACUUCUACUCGGUGGCAGUGACCAGCCUGUCCAGCCAGGUUCAGUACAUGAACACAGUGGUGGGCACAUAUGUGACCACUAACGUCUCCCUCAUUCCUCCUCGGAGCGAACAACUGGUGAAUUUUACUGCGAAGGCUGAGAUGGGAGGACCAUUUUCCUAUGUGUACUUCUUCUGCACAUUGCCCGAUAUCCUGGUGCACAACAUAGUGAUCUUCAUGCGAACUUCAGUGAAGAUUGCAUACAUUGGCCACAUGACCCAGAGCUCCUUGGAAACCCAUCACUAUGUGGACUGUGGAGCUAAUUCCACAGCUGUUUAGAAACUGCUCUUGGUUCUUCCAUGGCAGCACCUGCCAGAAGAGACACAGCACCUGUUCCCAGGGCCUGAGUUACAGACCUAUCCCAGGUGGUAGAAGUAGAGGAGAAAUUGGUUCUCUUAAUCCCCAGCAAACAUCCUCCUGCCAUUUAGGGGUGGGGGUGGGGAGAGCUCCUCUUUGUAGCACCAUCUGUAUUUCUCAGAACCAGCAGAAUCACUGCCCAGUGCCUCGCUUGUGCCUGGCAAAUAGUAGGCACUUAGAGCAAGUUUGAAGAAUUGAAUUCCCAUCUUUUCAGCUGUUCUUGGGCAUUACACAUUGAAAUCCUACCGCGGUUCUAGGUUAUCAGACCAUGGAGAGUGACAUGGAGGUUGGACUGUUAGGGCAGCUCCAGAACGGGUCUCCCUCAUCUGUGCAGAAGAGGCAGCGGGUGGGAAUGUUUGAAUACGUAAGAAAGCACAGACUGUCUAAUACGGGAAAUUUUUUCAUCUCGCAAAUGUCUAGGAACUUAACAGAAACCUUUUUCCUGUAGAAAAUUACAGUUGUUUUUACAUAGAGUCUAUGUGAGGCUUGAUUUACCCUUCAUCCAUUGGCUGGAACAUGGAUUGGGGAUUUGGUAGAAAAAUAAAUCCUGCUUUUGAUUCA
Canis lupus familiaris (dog) is the source of this 1557-nucleotide messenger RNA. It is a transcript of the gene TMEM106C, whose product is annotated as transmembrane protein 106C. The transcript is spliced from 8 exons. The coding region runs from base 169 to 918 and encodes 249 amino acids. Lineage: Eukaryota; Metazoa; Chordata; Mammalia; Carnivora; Canidae. The record is from RefSeq and is a predicted model, not a curated record.